AUGGCAUAUCAGCAAACCGAGUCAGCACCGUGGAGAGGGGUGACCAGAUCUCCGCCCAAUUAUACCCGCGUCGACUAUGGUCGAUUCCCUGACAGUGUUCCGCCUCUUAUACCUAUCGGACAAACAUCAAAAAUCGGAAAGGUUGAAGUUGAUUGCCGGUUCCUAUGCUCGAGGUCCAGAUGGGGCAAGAUGUCUAAGGGCGGACCAGAAAAUCCCCAGCCUAGUGACACUUAUCCCGCCGGCAUCCUCUACCUUGACCUGGCCUUCCGUCAACCUGCUGACUGCAGGCUUCAGUCAGCAACAAUCGCGGUAACCCUGGGGAGAGAUGAUGAUGCGCUCCAUAGGAGCGAGCCGGCUGUCUUCAUGACCGGACACUUUGGCCCGGGACAACUGAGCGGACCCAAACAAACAAUUCAAACCCGACAACUGGACGAGCUCAUACCCACAAUAGGAAUAGGGAACCUGUUCGAGGUUGGCGGCGUUGGCAGGCAAAAAGAAAAACUCCAGACCAUUGCUGACAGCUGGCGUUUCUCUGGCCAUCUCAGGUCCGUCGACGGGUGCCCGAACUACAAUAGGCUGGAGUGGUUUCUUGACGAGUGCUCUCUUGAGAAGCGACCAACACAUGGCUCAACCUUCCACACAGCUUUUGCCAUCGGGCACAACGCGAGGGCCUUCCAUCUAACGGUGGAGGUAACCGGCACGCUCGCAAGGAAACGGGACAAGUUCAAAAGCUGGUCGAGGGAGAUAUUCAAGUUCGGGGGAAGUAAACACACGCCACAAAAACAAGCAUCCAUCCAGUUCCAAUGGAGCAACGGAUAUUCCGCGACCAAAUUCCCCUUGGAUAUGGAAGCCCAGUAUCUUUCUCAGACCAUGGAUGAGGCAAAUAUACAUAGCAUUCCAAUGGUGAUCCCGGAGCCCCAACAAGCCACAUUCUAUCCAGCUACGCAUCGAGAGGCGACGACCGACACUCGAACGACGUCUGUCCAUCACGACAACGUGGCAUCUCGUCCAACAGCUAGCGAUAACAUUGCUGAAGCAAGAAUUCCGCGGCUCCAAGCAGAUACACCACCCAGGCUACUGGGUCUGACCAAUGCUCUCCCAAACUUGAUGCCAUCAACGCACGAGAGUAUGGCCAGAGCCGCUGGACUGGACUUCGUUGGCGGUUCUGAUUCGCCAGAGCACCUUGACAGCCCCAAUCUUCUCCCGAGGUCGGCGGUUUCGAGCACGACACUGGUCGAUAACAGUCAGGACAGUGAAAGUCCGUGGGAGUUCAGCCCAGCUCCCCGACGGACAAUGGAGAGACAAGCCAAAACAAACGACGCGCCCAGUACAUACAUGACGAUGGAGGGGAAGAAUCAUCCGAGCGAUACGCCGCCGAUGGACGCACGCACUUUGCUAGGGCUUCUUGUCGCCAUCUGGGAACUCAUCUCUGCUAUGCUUGGUGUUGCUGCCUUUCCGGGGAAGGCUGUGAGGAUGGAGGAGGCUGAAGAUGGCAAGGAAAACGACACGAAAAGGAGAAAUAUCGGCAUACAAAUCAGCGGCCAAAGAGGAAAACACUUCGUCGAGGACUCUGAGACAGAGACACCGGGUUUCAUGGCAUCAGACCGUGCUUGGCAAAACCGAAGGAAAGAUAGGCUGGAGCGGCGAUGGACUUGA
Messenger RNA from Sordaria macrospora k-hell, 1656 nucleotides. RefSeq lists its product as uncharacterized. The record is from RefSeq and is a predicted model, not a curated record. Lineage: Eukaryota; Fungi; Ascomycota; Sordariomycetes; Sordariales; Sordariaceae.